AUGAGUCCAAAAUCAGACCUCGAGAAAAGCAACACAAACGAUGCCGAAGUUCAAGCUUCCCCCGUCCUCACGACAGGUUCCGGCCUUCAUCGUCGACUUGGGAACCGUCAGAUCCAAUUGAUCGCCAUCGGAGGUUCAAUUGGUACCGCCGUGUUCGUCUCCAUCGGUGCCGGUCUUGCUAAAGGCGGUCCCGGCUCCCUGCUCAUCGCGUACUUCUUCUACUGCUGUUUCUUGGCCAUGGUCAACAAUUGCCUUACCGAGAUGUCCGUAUACCAGCCGGUCGAGGGAGGCUUUAUCCGCCUUGCGGGCAAAUGGGUAGACGAUGCUUGGGGUUUCAUGGCUGGUUGGAACUUCUUCCUCUACGAAGCACUUCUAAUCCCCUUCGAAAUCACGGCCAUCAAUAUUGUUCUUACCUAUUGGAGGACGGAUAUUCCGGUCUGGGCAGUGUGUUUGGCGUGUGUUAUUCUUUAUGGGCUUCUGAAUGUCCUCGCCGUCAAAGCAUAUGGAGAAUCCGAAUUCUGGCUCUCAGGCGGAAAGGUUAUCCUCAUCCUCAUGCUAUUUGCAUUUACAUUCGUCACUAUGGUCGGAGGAAACCCACAACAUGACGCAUACGGCUUUAGAAAUUGGAACGAGCCUGGAGCAUUCGCCGAAUACCUCUCCACCGGUAACCUUGGCCGCUUCGAGGGCUUCCUCGCCUGCGUCUGGUCCGCCGGAUUCGCCUGUGUUGGUCCCGAGUACAUCUCUAUGGUCGCAGCAGAAGCAAAACACCCCCGCAAAUACAUCAAAGCUGCUUUUGCCACAGUAUACUUUCGCUUUAUCGUGUUCUUCAUAGGAUCUGCCCUCUGCUGCGGUAUUGUUGUCUCCUACGCCGACCCAGUUCUACGCGACGUCCAACUCGGAAGCGGGGAAGGCGCCGGAACAGCCUCAGCUUCGCCCUACGUAAUCGCGAUGAAAAACAUGUCCAUUGAAGGCCUGCCACACGUGGUCAACGCCCUUCUGAUUACCUCGAUCUUCAGUGCAGGCAAUACGUAUACAUUCACGGCAACCCGUAUACUUCACUCCCUAGCCCUAGAAGGCCGAGCCCCACGCAUCCUCCGCAAGUGCACAAAACAAGGCGUUCCUAUCUACUGUUUCUGCGUUGUGAUGAUCUUCCCAUUCUUGUCAUUUUUACAAAUGGGUGACAGCUCUUCCACUGUCCUCACGUGGCUCACAAACAUUAUUACAGCUGCAGGCAUCAUUAACUAUGUGGUUAUCACUGUCACCUACAUCGCCUUUUACCGGGCGACUGUUGCACAAGGAUUCGACCGCUCCAAACUCCCUUACACCGGAUGGUUCCAGCCUUACUGUGGGUACAUCGGAUUGGCAUGGAUGUUUACUGUGGUGUGCUGUUUUGGAUACGAGAGUUUCACGCCCUGGAGCGUUGACAAGUUUUUCACCAACUACACCAUGGUUCUACUCGCCCCAAUUCUCUUCUUGGGCUGGAAGUUGAUCAGACGGACUACAUUUGUUAGACCGCACGAGGCUGACCUCAUUUGGGAGGCACCGGAGAUCGACAGAUACGAAGAGGAGUUGAGCCUUGUCGAGCCGCCGGUAGGUUUUUGGCAGGAGAUGGUUGGCUCCUCGUUCUGGCGGAAGUUGAGGAGAAACUAG
Aspergillus mulundensis is the source of this 1650-nucleotide messenger RNA. Its product is annotated as Amino acid transporter. The record is from RefSeq and is a predicted model, not a curated record. NCBI's taxonomy places the organism in Eukaryota, Fungi, Ascomycota, Eurotiomycetes, Eurotiales, Aspergillaceae. Gene Ontology annotation, molecular function: amino acid transmembrane transporter activity. Bases 1 to 1650 code for a protein of 549 amino acids. Gene Ontology annotation, cellular component: membrane. The transcript is spliced from 2 exons. Gene Ontology annotation, biological process: amino acid transmembrane transport.